ACCGCGUAGCGUUUGUAUCUGCCUGUUACGUAACAGAGCUUCGCUUAUCAGAGCAAGAUAUUAAAAGCACUUUCUUCCAUAUCAGCAACGUUUUCCCUCAGAACUGGACCGAAGGAUCUGCAGGUGUGUUUCGGCGUCCAAGCAAAAUAACAAGGUCGACAAUGAAGAUUGCUGUGAUUGGUCAGAGUGUGUUUGGGAAAGAGGUCUACAAGGAGCUGAGGAAGGACGGCCACACCAUUGUUGGAGUUUUCACCAUCCCUGACAAGGACGGCAAGGCUGACCCGCUGGCCACAGAGGCGGAGAAAGAUGGCGUUCCUGUGUUUAAGCUCUCCCGCUGGCGGGUGAAGGGUCAGGCCCUUCCUGAGGUGGUGUCUCAGUACAAGGCCACAGGCCCAGAGCUCAACGUUCUGCCUUUCUGCUCCCAGUUUAUCCCCAUGGAGGUCAUUGACCACCCUAAACACGGCUCCAUCAUCUACCACCCCUCCCUGCUGCCUCGUCAUCGAGGAGCUUCCGCCAUUAACUGGACCCUCAUCCAUGGUGACAAAAAAGGGGGCUUCACUGUGUUCUGGGCAGAUGAUGGACUGGACACCGGACCGAUCCUGCUGCAGAGGGAGUGUGAUGUGGAGCCCAACGACACUGUCAACACAAUCUACAAGAGAUUUCUCUUCCCAGAGGGAGUCAAGGGAACAGUGGAAGCUGUCAGACUGAUUGCUGAGGGAAAGGCCCCGAGGAUUCCCCAGCCUGAAGAGGGCGCCACAUACGAGUGCAUCCAGAAGAAAGAAAACUCAAAGAUCGACUGGAACCAGUCUGCAGAGGCUAUUCAUAACUGGAUAAGAGGAAAUGACAAAGUGCCGGGAGCCUGGGCAGAGGUGGAUGGCCAGAAAGUGACUUUUUACGGCUCCACUCUGAUUGAUAACGGUGUUGCAGCUAAUGGUCGGCCGCUGGAGAUCUGUGGAGCCAGACGGCCAGGCAUGGUCACCAAAGCAGGCCUGGUGCUGUUUGGUAACGAUGGUGGAGCGCUGCUGGUCAAGAAUAUGCAGUUUGAGGAUGGGAAGAUGAUCGCAGCCUCGCAGUACUUCAGCGCUGGUGCCAGCGCCACUGUGGUGCUGACAGAGGAGGAGAAGGCCUUUGCGGAGCAGAUGAGGGCUGUAUGGCAGAGCAUCCUGACUAAUGUCGGCCAGAUCGAGGACUCCACAGAUUUCUUCAAGAGUGGUGCUGCUUCAAUGGACGUUGUCAGACUGGUGGAGGAGGUGAAGCUCUAUGCCAGCAGCUGUCAGCUUCAGAACGAGGACAUCUACAUGAACACCACCUUCCAAGAUUUUAUCCAAAUGUGCGUCAGGAAACUCAGAGGCGAGGAUGACGAAGAGGAGCUAAUCGUAGACUAUGUGGAAAAGAACAUCAACAACAUGACUGUAAAGAUGCCUCAUCAGCUUUUUAUAAACGGAGAGUUUGUUGAUGCAGAAGGGGGGAAAACCUACAAGACCAUCAACCCCUGUGACGGCAUGGCAAUCUGUGACGUGUCUUUGGCCCAGAUAAGCGAUGUGGACAAGGCAGUGGCUGCUGCCAAAGAGGCCUUUGAAGAGCAGGAGUGGGGCAAGAUGAACCCCAGAGACAGAGGCAGACUCCUCUACAAGUUGGCGGAUCUGAUGGAGCAGCACCAGGAGGAGCUAGCUACCAUUGAAGCCAUUGAUUCUGGAGCCGUUUACACUCUCGCUCUCAAAACUCAUGUCGGCAUGUCUAUCCAGACUUUCCGCUACUUUGCUGGCUGGUGUGACAAGAUCCAAGGCAGCACCAUCCCCAUCAACCAGGCUCGACCCAACCGCAACCUGUGUUUCACCAAGAAGGAGCCCAUCGGAGUGUGUGCCAUUGUGAUUCCUUGGAAUUAUCCCCUGAUGAUGCUGGCCUGGAAAACUGCCGCCUGCCUGGCAGCUGGGAACACGGUCGUUCUCAAACCUGCACAGGUGACCCCACUCACAGCACUUAAGUUUGCCGAAUUGGCAUCAAGAGCAGGGCUGCCUAAAGGAGUGAUUAACAUCCUCCCUGGAUCAGGGUCUCUGGUUGGCCAGCGCCUGUCGGACCACCCUGACGUCCGUAAACUGGGAUUCACAGGCUCCACUGAGAUCGGUAAACAAAUUAUGAAGAGCUGUGCAGUUAGCAAUCUCAAGAAAGUGUCUUUGGAGCUCGGAGGAAAAUCGCCGCUCAUCAUCUUUGCAGACUGUGACAUGGACAAGGCUGUGCGCAUGGGCAUGAGCUCCGUGUUCUUCAACAAAGGAGAGAACUGCAUCGCUGCUGGACGGCUAUUUGUGGAGGAAUCCAUCCACGACCAGUUUGUUAAAAAAGUGGUUGAGGAAGUGAAGAAGAUGAAGAUAGGGGAUCCACUGGAUCGUUCUACAGACCAUGGCCCCCAAAACCACAAAGCCCACCUGGAUAAGUUAGUGGAGUUUUGUCAGUUUGGUGUGAAGGAGGGAGCUGUGCUGGUCUGCGGGGGGCAUGCACUUCAGCGACCAGGAUUCUUCUUUGAACCGACUGUAUUCACCAACGUCCAAGACCACAUGUACAUCGCUAAAGAGGAGUCUUUUGGCCCAGUCAUGAUCAUUUCCAAGUUUAAAAGCGGGGAGAUUGAUGAGGUCCUGAGGAGUGCCAAUGCCACAGAAUAUGGCCUGGCUUCGGGUGUUUUCACGAGAGACAUCAGUAAAGCUCUAUACGUUAGUGAGAGGCUCAAUGCUGGGACGGUUUUUGUGAACACCUACAACAAGACCGACGUGGCUACACCCUUUGGAGGAUUCAAGCAGUCUGGAUUUGGCAAAGACCUCGGACAAGAAGCCCUGAAUGAAUACCUGAAGACAAAAGCUGUGACCAUCGAAUAUUAAAUCCUGCAGCACAUUGGUGGAAUAAAAUGGGACUAAUGAAGGAAGGCAUUACUAGUAUCGACCAUAAUCCUUUGCCUUAACGUAAUGACUGAUUGCUUUGCUACUUUGGUAGUGUCCUAAAUUUUAUCUGUGAAGCUAUAGAAUUUUUUAGGUACCCCCAAUAACCUAAAUUCACCUCUUUUUUUUUCAAAUAAUGUAACCAUUUUUUAAUAUGAAUACUGACAGUAGGUUUUAUAAUAUUUAUACAAACAUAACUUAAUCUUCCCUUUUAACCAUCUUCAUUAUGGAGUGUUUUCAAAAUAAAAAUGUAUUAUACAUUAGUAUUUUAAUGGUUUGAUAUUCUAAUCCAGUUUAUACAAGGACAGUAACAAAGAUGUUUUCUCUUUAGUUUUGUGUUUUUACAUGGUUAAAAAACUUUUUGAAGGAUAAAUAAAAUGAAUGUUUUAAAAAAACACAACCUUUUCUGCAGUAAAUUAAACUUAAAACAUGAAAUAACGGUCAAAUUUAAUCCAAAACUGAAAAGCAAGCAUCUCAUCAGGCUGUGCCAGCUUUGAGUAAAGUGACUUUUUUUUUGUAUUUUCAAAUGUUCAUUGUCAAACAUUCUGGAAGCCACAAAUACAUUCUAAUAAAAUGAAAUUACAAAAUCACCUGUGUUAAAUAAAAAGGAAUAUCAAAACAGUCUC
This is a messenger RNA of Oryzias latipes (Japanese medaka), 3553 nucleotides long. It is a transcript of the gene aldh1l1, whose product is annotated as aldehyde dehydrogenase 1 family, member L1. NCBI's taxonomy places the organism in Eukaryota, Metazoa, Chordata, Actinopteri, Beloniformes, Adrianichthyidae. Gene Ontology annotation, biological process: one-carbon metabolic process; 10-formyltetrahydrofolate catabolic process; biosynthetic process. Gene Ontology annotation, cellular component: cytoplasm. Gene Ontology annotation, molecular function: oxidoreductase activity, acting on the aldehyde or oxo group of donors, NAD or NADP as acceptor; formyltetrahydrofolate dehydrogenase activity. The record is from RefSeq and is a predicted model, not a curated record.